Symbiodinium necroappetens is the source of this 4515-nucleotide messenger RNA. NCBI's taxonomy places the organism in Eukaryota, Dinophyceae, Suessiales, Symbiodiniaceae. The record is from the annotation of a GenBank genome assembly.
AUGCGGCUGCUGGUGAGGCCUGGAAGCAGCUACUUGGACCUUGCCCCAUCCAAGUCGGAUCACGCUCAUGGUGAUGUCCGCUUCCGUUUGAGUGACAUCUGCCGAGUUGUGCGAGAGUUUUCUGGGCGUCUCUGCACACUUUGCUUGGAGUUUGAAGAGGGAUCUCUAUUCCUCCGGAUGCCAUCCGAGCAUGCAGAGGUCGCAAUCAACGGUCUCAUCCGAGACUGCAGGAUUCCGAUCGUGGACGCUCGAGAAAAGACGAACAAGGGACAGUACUUGCGCAGAGAAGGACGUCUUCCGAACGACCAAGUUCGAUUCUACUCCGGUGAGAUUCUGCUGGCGUUCGGGUACCUUCACAGCCUUCACGUAGUCUAUCGAGAUUUGAAGCCUGAGAAUGCGCUCCUGGACUUCGAAGGGCACAUCAAAUUGACGGACUUCGGGUUUGCCAAGGUCGUGGAAGAAAGAACUUGGACACUCUGCGGGACGCCCGAGUACCUGGCUCCCGAGAUGAUCCAGUCCAAGGGUCAUGGUAAGGGAGUGGACUGGUGGGCCCUGGGCGUCCUGCUGUAUGAGAUGCUGGCAGGAUAUCCCCCUUUCUAUGACGAAAACCCUUAUGGCAUAUAUCAGAAGGUGCUGAAAGGUCACGUGGACUUUCCGCGCCAUUUCGAUGUCAAAGCCAAGGACCUUAUACAACGGCUGCUGCAGCAGGACAGGUCGAAGCGUCUGGGCUGCCUCAAGGCGGGUGUCGAAGACGUGAAGAAACACAAGUGGUACAAGGGCAUGGACUGGGACCUACUUCUCACUCGGAGCGUCGCACCACCCUUCCGUCCUCCUGUCCAAUCGGAGGAUGACACCUCAAUGUUUGACAGGUAUCCCGAAAGCACAGAAGCUUCUGCGCCAGCUAUCUCAGCAAAGGAGCAAGAGAGCUUUCAAGAAUUCGACACAAGCAUUCUCGGCAUUUCGUAUAGGAAGCCACGAACGUCGCAUACCAGCUGGCCAUCAUGGCAGAAGGCUUCUGAUCCAGUUCUGCCGGCCGCGGGUCAGUCUUCGGCGAGAAUGCACAGAAGACUGUAUGGUCGGAGGUUGGAUGAUGAAGAUGUGAUAUAUCACAAGUUUCCGAAAACACCAAUUGUCGUCGACCUGAGUCAGAUCGAUGGAGGCGGAAAGAGAUUUCCUGGCUCCUCUUGGUUGGAGGAAAAGCUGCGGAACAAGCAGGCUGUGGGCUGGGACUUAGAGUGGCCGCCUGACCGAAAGGAGAGGGACAAUCCGAUUGCAUUGAUGCAGUUUGCUGAUGCAGACACUGCCUUGCUGGUAAGAACUCACAUCUCGCAGUCCUGGCUUCCUGACCUUAUUCAGUCAGUGCUGGAAUCGGAGAGCUGCAUCAAAAUCUGUGUGGGCUUCGACAGUGCCGACAAGCACAAGAUGCGGACUUCAUUCAACCUCCUUCCAGGAGGCUUGUUAGACCUGGCAACAUUGGCUGCGCAGAAAGGAUUAAAGGAAGCGGGUCUGAAGAGCCUGGCGGAGCGCUUUGGCUUCCGGAUCCGCAAGGAGCCUCGGAUCGCCCGGUCCAACUGGGCGCAGGCACAGCUUACGGCGGAGCAGGUGACCUACGCCGCCGAAGACGCCUACUUCACCUUCCUCUUGAGAGAGAAGCUCGAAGAGCUGCCUGACAAGAGGGAGGAGGUUCAAAGCUUGGCCGUGGAAGGCCAGUUAAGGCUUCAGGAAGGUUGGGCCGAGCAAGGCAUCGAGAAACGCCACGACGGCCUUUGGUGCCAGCUUUGCCAUCAGGGCCCGAUGAAUACACCCGACAACGUGCGAACUCAUCUCAUGGGCAACAACCAUGCGAAGAAGAUUCGUGCCAGAUUGGGCAUGGACCAAGCAAUGCAAGAAACUCUGACAGAUGAGCAUGAGCACAACUACAUCUACGUUGGUGAUGGCCUCAACGGGGUGGACAAGGGCAAGUUUGGAUGCCUUCUUUGUGGAACGAAGACGCUGCAAAAUCUACAAGCCGUGACAGUUCACAUCAAUUCCAAAGGGCACCAGAAGGCGAUGAAUCCCCAAGCGGAUCCGAGAUUCAUCAAAGAAGAUCCACUGGAGAGACUGUGGAACCUUCCUGAUUACAUACUCUUGGACAAGGGCGUAGAUGACAAGCAAGAGCUAGUCUGCAGCCUUUGCCAGUCCAGAGCAAGCAAGGUCAGCCAGAUGUAUUUGCACAUCCAUGGCCAAAGGCACGUCAAGAAAGCGCGUAACAUGUCGAAGGAAGACAUCAUAUUUGUCCAGGAGAAGAAUCAGCUUGAAUACACGCAGACAGGUGAGAUAGUAGUUCGUAAAAACUUCGAAAUACCUCGUGGCCGCGUGAAGCCAGCUAGUGUGCCCACCCCAUUGCCAGAAGGCUGGCAAUCAAACAUUGACCCCACUUCUGGGAAGGCAUACUACUGGCACGUGGACAACUCGGCACAACCGCAAUGGGAGCAUCCUGGAAUGAGCAGCCCAAAAUCUGCACGGAGUACGAGCUCGCAGUCUCCAAGCAAAUACAUGCGUGCUCUACCCGAUGACUGGGAAGAGCACGAGACGGACGAUGGUCGAAGAUUUUACUACUGCCUCAGAACAUUGAGGGUGCAGUGGCAGCGCCCUACUUUUGCAAGUCCUUUCGCUGAUGGUGCCCAAUGCCGAGCGAAUAUUCAACUUCACGAAGCCACGUCGCCCAAGCGCAGCGAUCGAGCCGAUGGCGGGACCUCUACCGUGCCUUCGGCCACGUCCAGCCCGUCAAAGCCCUCGAAGCCCUCCCCUUCCAUGAACAGGCUUGAGCCCGAGCCAACGCAAACGGAGCCGGAGCCUGCGGAGCCUGCGGAGCCUGCGGAGUCUGCGGAACGUGCGGAGCAUGCAGAGCCUGCGGAGCCUGCGCCUCGAGAUCGCAGUGGGAGCUGCGGGAACACGGAGACCGCGCCCAGAGCUAAAGAGCCGUCGGAGCCAGAGCCGGCACGUUCUCUGGCUCCUGGCUGGGCUGUGUACUCUGACGAGAACGGUCGUGAGUUCUACUGGGAUGCCGAGCACCAGGUGUCGAGCUGGACGCCGCCGGAGCCGUAUAGGUACCAGAAAGAGACGUGGAGUCGAAUGUUGGACAGCCAGGGUGCUUUCUGGAAGUGCCGAUCCCGAGAAGACUGUCCGGGUGUCAGCUUUUACGAGUUUGACUCAAGCUGGCAUCGACGAAAGGACAGCACGGGCCGGAUCUAUUGGAGCAACCCUGAACGUCGGAUCCGCUUCUUUGAGCCAGCUACGCCGGCCAUAGAUAGCUCUGUUGGCGGCUUCUGCCGCGGGGUCUCUGCCAUGUGGCCUGUUUCCGACUUGGUGGAACGUUUGAGGCAGCUUGAGCUGCGCCACCUUGCCGUUGUGAGGGACCUGCCGCCGGAACUUGGAUACUGGAUCAUUUGCAUUGUUGGGAUUUCUUUCGGCACCCUUUGUGUCCUGGGCAUGCUGCUGUUCUGCACCCGGAUGUCAACUCGGAAAGCGGAGCUACUCCGGCACUUGUCCUUUGUGAUGCUUCACAUAACGGAUUACAUCACCAACAUCCUGACAAUGGUGAUCGUUUGCCUUGUGGAUCAUCCGCGCUACUUCUAUGUUCUUCUCCUGUCGCACCUCAUCAUCGGAUGCUUCUGCACGUACACGGCAUCAACUCGCCUGGACUGGAAGAGAUGGUGCUGUGUGCCUUUCAUCAAUUUCUUCAUCAUGGUCAUCUGCAUGGGGCUCAUGCAGGGCGUGCAGCUCUGUAUGGCUUACGAGGACUAUUUGAAACGAAGAGCACGAUCUCUUGAUAUCGAAUCAAACUUAUCGGAGUUCAGAGUGCCCGCAAUGAUGCCGGCCAGAUUCCACAGCAAGGCGAUGGACGGCCUGCUGGAAGGUUCUGUCUUUGCAUACGUCUCGAUGUAUGCGUUGAUCAAAGACCGCUGGGCAGAGCCGCAAUUCAAUCCUGUGCAGCUUCAGACGGAGGCUUGGUGCACGCCGUGCCUGUACAUAGGUGCUUUCUGCAGCAUCCUGAAUGUGGGCCUUGCUUUGGUGGAGAUCGACCAUCGAACAUCUGCAUGUGUUCAAAACGUGCUCGACGAGUCUGCACUUGCGUCUUCUAGACAUCUGGCGUUUCGCGCAGCAGAGUUCUCCAUGCGACUGCUGACAAUGCUGGCUCUCUGCACGUUCAUGCGCCCACUGCAUUAUUGGUGGAUAGCGUACGUUCUGGUCGCUGCCGACUACUUGUUCGGCGUAGCGCUUCUGGUUGUUCUUGGUGGUCGUGACCCAGUGCGCGAGGCAUCGGUGGUCUUGGGUGUGCCCCUCUUCAUGGUGAACAUCAUGCAGUUCGUGGACGCACCUGGAAUGAGUCUCCAGGCUCGCCAAAUUUCGGAGAUCAUGUUUCCUUUGAGAACAGCAGAGCUGAUGGGGGUGUCUUGGCCGACAAGAUCUAGCUGCUUUGCCGUCGCCAGCCCGAUGGCAGGGCUCACAAAUUGCAUGCAUUACGCGGGGUGA